This is a messenger RNA of Acanthamoeba castellanii str. Neff, 1221 nucleotides long. Its product is annotated as ankyrin repeat protein. The record is from RefSeq and is a predicted model, not a curated record. Bases 1 to 1221 code for a protein of 406 amino acids. Gene Ontology annotation, molecular function: protein binding. NCBI's taxonomy places the organism in Eukaryota, Discosea, Longamoebia, Acanthamoebidae. The transcript is spliced from 11 exons.
AUGCCCAGACGUCGUGGUAGGAGAAGCGUGACGGACGUACAAGCGCAAACCAAGCAGCUCAUCAAGCUGGUCGCCUCCAAGGAUGAAUUGGCGGUGCGCGCCUUCACCGCGGCCGUUCCCGCCGAGUUGAGGACGAAGGUGGCGAGCGGACAGCCGGGCGACUACUGCACGCCGCUCGUAGCGGCCUGCAUUGUGGGCAGCCUCCCCAUCCUCCGCUACCUUCUGGAAGUGGGAGCUGACUGCAACGUCCCAAGGUCAGACGGUGACCCUGGGUGGUGGUUGGUGGUGACGCCGGUGCCGUUGGCCUUCUUAGGCUGUCUACCGCUGCACAUUGCCAUCGUGAGCCCGCACGCUGACGAGUCGCUUCUGGCCGAGCUGCUUCGUGCCGGCGCCGAGGUGAACGGGCGAGAGGAAGAUGGAGGGACUCCACUCCACUGCGCGGUACGAGGAAAGUCUCUAGCACACGUGAAGAUGCUUGUCGAGCAUGGCGCGGUAGUGGACGCCACCGAGUACAAGGUGACGACUACACCACUGCUCAUCGCCGCAUUCAGUAACCAAACCGACGUGGCCUCCUACCUGCUCGCCAAAGGCGCCGAUGGAGAUCUCGCCACGGUCGACAUACUCCUGGAGGCAGGGGCCGACCCCAACUUUGUUGAUACGUCUGGCUAUACAACCGUGAUGAGCGCGUGUGACUCGCCUGCGCUGGGAUUCGAGGGGCGCCAACCGCUGGCCAUUGUGCGGAAGCUGCUCGACCUUGGCGUUCCAAUCAAUCACGCUGCGCGUGAUGGUUCCACGGCGCUCUACAUGGCAGCCAUGCACAGGCUGGGCGACGUAGUCGAGGAGCUCAUCAGUCGUGGAGCUGAUGUCCACGCGUCGCUGAACGGCAGCAACCGGAAGACCCCCAAGGGCGUCACGCCGCUCCAGAUAGCUUCGCAAAAGGGCUGUCUCGUUUCUGUGAGGGCUCUCAUCAAGGCGGGAGCCGAUGUGAACGCGAUGGACGCCGUGGGCACCAUACCGCUCAUCUCUGCUUGUCGCAACGGUUCUCAGCACGAUCAAGCCUUCAAAAGCAUCAUUGCGGAGCUGAUUGAUGCCGGCUCAUUGACCGACCACAAGAACCUUCUUGGCGAUACUCCCCAGAACCUGGCGGCUGCGUGGUUGGAGCCCAGAGACCCGCUGUGGGAGAAGCUGAAGGCCAAAACCCAACCCAUGGACACCAACUGA